Molecule: messenger RNA, 627 nt
Organism: Eutrema salsugineum
Lineage: Eukaryota; Viridiplantae; Streptophyta; Magnoliopsida; Brassicales; Brassicaceae
Exons: 2
Coding region: 160-375 (71 amino acids)
Source: RefSeq, a predicted model, not a curated record
AUCUAAAAAAAUCAAAUAAUUUUUCACUGAACCGGUAGCGAUCUGAGCUGCCCAACCACUCAGUCGCGUGGCUUCCCCAAUUCACAGGAGAAGCUAAAACCAUUGAAGAGGCGAUUCGGAGAAGAGAAAGGAAAGUGAAUCGAGAGAAAAGCGAAGAAGAUGGGUGGAGGAAUGGAAACGAACAAGAACAAGUUCAUUGAGGAUUGGGGAUCGGCGAGGGAGAAUCUCGAGCACAAUUUCCGCUGGACCCGUCGCAACUUCGCUCUCAUCGGAAUUUUCGGCAUCGCCCUCCCGAUCCUCGUCUACAAGGGAAUCGUCAAAGAUUUCCAUAUGCAAGAUGAAGAUGCAGGCAGACCACAUAGAAAGUUCCUCUGAGUUUGUUUUGGAAGAACACUCUAUGCAGUGUGUGUGAAAGUAUCAAGAAGCUGAUGCUAGAACUCGGGGGUUUUUUUUUUGGCAUUUUAUUCAGAAUAAAAGAAAAAACAUCUGAAGGAUUAUAGUUUCUGUUUGGAACCGUUUAUCUGUAUGUUUUUUUCUUUUUGUUGUCAAUGGAAAAGUUUGUCUUGAUUGGCAAAUAAAAAACUGAAGUUUGCCUAAUUUGAAAUUACUUUUGUGCUGAAUUUAGCA